GGAGCUGUGAAACUUUGCUUCAGGCAGUUCAUUCCUGCUGACGGGACCUUUUAACAACUCUCCCUUUUAACAAUAAUUUCGCCUUCGACCAAAAUCAAGUGGGAGCGGAGGAAAAGACGCAUCAAACCCACCGCUGCAGGACAUUUUUGGGUACCGUGUGAAAAAUUCGUUUUUAUUGCAAUGCAAAGCUGGAAGAAUCACGUGCGCGCUCGGCUGCAACACAGAGACCAAACAGAGAAACUGCCGUAUGCUGGCGUCUUUACAAGCUUGUCUCAGCUGGAGGAACGGUUUGAAAUUCGCAAGCAAAUUCUGGAUGAUCAGUUUAAGAGUUCGGAGCAAGGUGGAGUUCAAGUUGGGAAAGACACGAGACUCCUUCAACUCCAACUGAGAGAGAGUGAACACCUGGCAGAAAAGCUGUCUCAGACUGUCUCCGACCUGACCGCUGUCCUGUAUCUGAAAGAGGCUGAACUGCAGUACUGGCAGUCACGUGUGUCCCACUACCGUCAAGAGGCUCGCACUCUGGCUAAAGGGAGUAACACCCUUAAGGCGACCCUUUCAGAAUUUGAGUUCACCAUCGAGUGUCAGUCCAAAGAGUUGGCAGUCCUGCGUGCUGAGCAGAAAGGACUAAAUGAGGCAUUGGCGCAGGCUCGUAGAGAGAAAGAUGCACUCAUGCAACGAUGGAUGGCGGAGAAGAGGGAAGAGGCAGACAGGUUAAAUAAGCACAACGACGUAGUGGAACGGUGGCAACGUUUGGCCAAACAGCUGAAGAAGCACCUCCAUAGGGAGAAGAGAAAAGAGUAUGUUCCCAUAGUGACGAGCUCUUGGAGCAGCGAAACAGAGACGCCUACAUCAGUCACUCCGAGGAUCAAUAAUACAACAGAUCCACACCAGGGACACUCAGAUCACUACUGUGUCUCAGCUGUGGCUGGAGUCUAAUAUUCCUCAUGGGAUCCUGGAGCAACAAUUUUCAGUAUGAAGAUGACCUCUCUGUACAUUUCACCAUCCUCCAUUUGUUUGUAGAAACUAAUAUGCCUGUAUGUGGCACCAGGAAGAUGAAAAGGAGCAACCGCUUGCUACUAGAGGUGUUUGGUUUCUUAUCUGUCUUUUUUUAAUUCACCCACAAAUUAAUUUGAAGAUUCCCAUAUUGUGGGGUGUCCACUUGCUCACCUAGUAGAGCAGGUGCCCCACGUACAAAAGCUUUGUCCUUGCUUUGGCCCUUUGCAUGACCAUUUCAUGCUAGAUUUUUUGGUAAUACUUUACUUAAAGGUAUCUACAUA
Molecule: messenger RNA, 1277 nt
Organism: Epinephelus fuscoguttatus (brown-marbled grouper)
Lineage: Eukaryota; Metazoa; Chordata; Actinopteri; Perciformes; Serranidae
Exons: 7
Coding region: 181-936 (251 amino acids)
Biological process (GO): autophagosome assembly; negative stranded viral RNA replication
Cellular component (GO): autophagosome membrane
Source: RefSeq, a predicted model, not a curated record